AUGGCUGAUUUGAAGAAAAUGAAGUGGCAUUCGUAUUUUUUACAUGCGAUUAUGCUAUUCGUCAGUUUGAUUUAUGAAGCUGGCGGCCUCCGUACCACGGAAUUGCACAUUACCCCUCGCGUCGUUCAGCGCGGGAGGAAUGUCACGAUGGUCUGCAUUUACGGGUUGCAUGAGAGCGAGAUCUACUCGGUCAAGUGGUACAGGGACUCGCAGGAGUUUUAUAGAUAUUCCCCGUUAGAGUCCCCCACUACUAGAGUUAUGCCUGUUAAUGGAAUUAAAGUUGAUAGGUUAAACUCGAACGAGACACAGGUAGUGAUAAUAAGGGUGACGCCAAACUUAAGCGGUAACUACAGCUGUGAAGUGAUCCAGAAUGCUCACACUUUUCCACAUUAUACGUCGUCGGCCAAACUUGAUGUCGUUGGAUUCGGAGGUCUCCGAGCUACUGAACUUCGAAUAUCGCCACCGGUAGUCCAGCGUGGUUCUGACGUCACCCUCGCUUGUCUGUACGAGCUGACAGAUGCACCGCUCUACUCAGUCAAGUGGUACAGGGGCCGGCACGAGUUUUACAGAUAUUCGCCAACUGAAACACCGGCGACUAAGAUCUUUCCUUUUGCUGGUAUCAAUGUUGAUCUGGCCAGAUCAAAUCAAAGCCAAGUGGUGCUCACGCGGGUCAGUUUUGGUCUGUCUGGAAACUUUAGCUGCGAAGUAACGGCCGAUGCACCGUCUUUUGCCACGUCCAUUGUUUCCAAUACUAUGGACGUUGUUGUGUUGCCACCAUCAACGCCCUCGAUUCAGACCAGUCAGCACUACUACAUGCCAGGAGAUGUGCUCCAAGCCAACUGCUCUUCGGGACCAAGUCGUCCACCUGCAGAGUUGACUUUCUUCAUUAAUGAUAUUCCUGUCACACCAGGUCUGCACACCGCGCAACCAGCUCCUGAAGGUCUUUUCCAUUCGGAACUCUACGUUCAAGUCCACCUUUGGCCCGCUCAUUACGAAAGGGGGGCACCGAUUUUACGUUGUGAAGCAAAAGUCGGAGACCUAUAUAGAGAAAACUCAGCUGUGGCUUUAUACUCAGCAAAUAGUGAUCCUAAAAUCGAGAGAGUUACUUCGCCCGGAGCUGCAGCCAAAUUGCAAAUGUGCCAAAUCUUAAUCCUUCUUUGCAUCAUCGUGUGGGCUAAUAAUACAUAG
Leptosia nina is the source of this 1188-nucleotide messenger RNA. NCBI's taxonomy places the organism in Eukaryota, Metazoa, Arthropoda, Insecta, Lepidoptera, Pieridae. The record is from the annotation of a GenBank genome assembly.